Molecule: messenger RNA, 1961 nt
Organism: Prosopis cineraria
Lineage: Eukaryota; Viridiplantae; Streptophyta; Magnoliopsida; Fabales; Fabaceae
Product: calmodulin-binding protein 60 B-like
Exons: 9
Coding region: 19-1371 (450 amino acids)
Biological process (GO): regulation of salicylic acid biosynthetic process
Cellular component (GO): nucleus
Molecular function (GO): DNA-binding transcription factor activity; sequence-specific DNA binding; calmodulin binding
Source: RefSeq, a predicted model, not a curated record
GAUCAUGUAUGCAAUUUCAUGUUAUAUAGACACAAACUCGUUUUCUUGACUAUUCCGUACUCUCUGCUACCCGCUCUGGAAAUUUUCAUGAACUCAAGUUUUAAGCGUGUGGGACCGACCAAUUGCAGUUGCUCGCUUGAGGAGUCCUUGUCGCCGUAUAGUCAAGUGUUGUAUCGAUGGCAGCAUCGAAAAGGCCACCACAACCCAUGGAUCGACAGGGAUGGUGAAGCUCCCUGUAACAUGUCCAAGAGGAGACCAGGCGGCUCAGUUCCAACACUGAUCGGAGCCAUGGGUGACACAAUCAAAGAAGACCGCUUGGUGAAAAAAAUUUUAGAACCAAGGAUUAGGAAUAUGGUAGGAGAAGAAGUUACGACUGUACUGGAGCGGCACCUUCUCCGAUUGCCAAGCAGACAAAAUCUUGAUCAGAGAGCAGCGCCUGAAGGAAGACGGAAAGAUCUCCAAUUGCGUUUCAAGGAAUCGCCUAGCGAGGCUUAUACAGGCUCUAGGCUUGGGGCCAAGAACGGGGCUUCACUUGAAGUUGCUCUGUAUCAGUGUGAUGGUGCCGGAGUUCAGGACCGCAUAGUCACGGAAGGUCCUCUAUCCAACACAAGGAUAGAGUUGUGCGUUUUGCAGGGCAGCUUCGGUUCCGACGGUCGUGAGGAUUGGAGCUCAGAGGAUUUCCGUGACAGCAUAUUAAGAGAUAGAAGAAGAGGUGGCCUUUUACUUGAUGGGGAUAGGUUCUUGAGACUAAAAAAUGGAGUGGGUAUUCUCACCAACCUUCGUGUCACCGAUGGCUCGAAAUACGAUAGAACCGGAAAAUUCAGAUUAGGAGCCAGAGUUGCGGAACCAAAUCCCAAUGCAGCAAACGUUAGGGAAGGUGUGAGCCAGCCUUUUAAGGUCAAGGAUGGCCGUGGACUGAGCUACCAGAAAUAUGACAUCCCAUCAUUAAAUGAUGAGAUUUGGCGUUUGGAAGGCAUAGCAAAAGGUGGGAAAAGACAUAAUGAGCUGCAAUCCAAAGGAGUAACGACGGUCGAGGCUUUCUUGAAUCGGCUUAAUACAGACCCAAAUCAACUGAAACAGGACCUUGGCAAAAUUGGAGAGAAGACGUGGAAAAAGCUUAUCCUCCAUGCUGCUAAAGCCUGUGCCAGACACGAUGCUACGCAACCGUUUCUUUCCACAGGUCCUCUUGUCUCAGAACCACAGCAUUUGGUGGGGAGUGCUGAAAAUCUUCAAGCUAGGCAGGGCCUGCCACAACAUGAACUUCUACCUCUCGCUUCCCAAGGUUUGAGCGUCCUGUCCGCCUCUACAUCGCAUUUCGGUGAAAGCAGUACAUGUUGGACAACUAGAGGGAGUGAGUUAUGCAGGGGGUGACAUGGACUUUAACUUUCUGGCCGAGUUCUUCAACUCUUCUGCUCGUGAUGGAGAUAGUAACUAUCAGCCUUCGUGGCCAAGUUCUAGUGUGUACAAAACAAACAGAGGCAGUGGCACAACAUUUUGGAGUCAAAUUCGAAGUGCUCUUAGAGAGACCUGGCUGUAUCUAUCUCAACCCAAAAGAAAAGUUAAGCUUGUCCCCGCUUAAAAUCUAGCUCCCAAUACUGUCCCUAUUACAGUCCAAUUAUGUAUUGGGCCAAACAUCCAACUCACUAGUAACUACUAUUGUGAUCUGUUCAGGGACUCAUAAGCUGAGCUAAUAUACCUUUAUGAUUAGUUAAUCAGAGAUUACCAUUCAAGAACCGUGGUUCUCUGAUCAUCCCCUUGAUUUAUUUAUUUAUUGUUCGAUUUAUAUCUGAAGACAAUCAACAUGAUUGGCCUGAGUGUGGUUGUUGACCCUUUUGCUUUGACAUUUAGUUACCCUUUGCAAGGUCAUGGUGUAGUGGUAUAUGUUUCAGAUGUAAUAAUAUUCCUCGGAACAUCAAUAUUUUAUUUUACAGUGGAAAAUGGAACGAUGCUUUCAAAGUUCA